This is a messenger RNA of Drosophila grimshawi, 1159 nucleotides long. RefSeq lists its product as uncharacterized. The record is from RefSeq and is a predicted model, not a curated record. Gene Ontology annotation, biological process: proteasome-mediated ubiquitin-dependent protein catabolic process; regulation of proteolysis. The coding region runs from base 1 to 825 and encodes 274 amino acids. NCBI's taxonomy places the organism in Eukaryota, Metazoa, Arthropoda, Insecta, Diptera, Drosophilidae. Gene Ontology annotation, molecular function: ubiquitin protein ligase binding. Gene Ontology annotation, cellular component: cytoplasm. The transcript is spliced from 3 exons.
AUGUCAAAUUCUCAAGAGAAUUUGGAUUGUUCUUCGGAUGAGGAAUAUGCCGAGUUGUUGGUACCAGAGUCGAAUAACAGUAUAUCAACGUCAACCAAGCAGCGGCGACUCGAGUACUUUCGCAAAGGUAUCGAUGCCGAUUGCGAGGUGCAUGUGCCCAGAACUUCGGAUACUGGCGAUGCCCCUUUAGAUGGGAAUGUGUGUUAUAAGAAAUUUCGAUGCCAUCGUGUAUUUUUGGCAACCGCAUCCGAAAAACUCGAGCAGGAUGUUUUUCAAAAUAGGCAUUGGAAUGGUGUGCUGCAAAUCCAUGGUGUUUCGCCGGAAAGUGUUGAAAUCUUUUUGGAAUUUAUUUACACGUUGGAGGUGACAUCUUCGCAGGUGGAUCUGCUUAUAAUUGGAGAUAUAUUCAUAUUGUCGUGUGCCUACAAUUUGCCCGAUCUUUUGUUCAGUUUCUCUCAGAAGCUAAAGGAAAUUGACUGGCCAAUCGAGGGCAUAUUUCCGGCCUUCAAUUUGGCAUUUCGUCACAACAUUUUCGAUCUAGAAAAUGCCUGCUUAACAAAAAUUUUGGAAAAUGCAACAGAGCUGAUAAGCCAUUCAAGUCUUAUGGAACUGCAGAUUUACGCUUUCAACUACGUUAUCCAACAUUGGUUGGCGGCAGAGGCGUUUCAAAGAGAUGAGCUAAUUGAAGUGCUGAAGCAAUAUCAGACUGCAAAUAAUUUAACAUUUACCAACGCGCAACAAUUUCCCCAUUUUACUAAGAUCGCCAAAUAUUUUCGCAGCGUUCUUUUCAACGCCGAGGGACUAGUACACAAAAAUUUAUUUUGAGCGCACUGUUAAAAUUAGUCGAAUAUUUCGACUCACACAAGACUCAAAUGUGCGUUAACAUAGCUAUGUCAACUGACAGAUGGCUAAAUUGCAUCUGUAAACAAAAUGCGAAUUGGGAUAUUUGUUUUGUAUAAUCUUAUCAGGGUGGAUUUCGUGCAGCCCUAAUGUAUCGCAAUAUAAUCAUAAACUCAGUACACAAAAAUUAUAGCUUAAAAUGUUAUCGAUGAAUUAUGAAUAAGAAAAUCAUUAAUGUCGUUUAGGGUAUUUAGAAUUUUUUUUUCCCAAAAUUCAAUAAAAAUACAAAUUGUAAACUUGGCAAUUGCUGAAGCAUAAA